This is a messenger RNA of Kwoniella botswanensis, 1440 nucleotides long. RefSeq lists its product as uncharacterized. Gene Ontology annotation, biological process: inositol phosphoceramide metabolic process; sphingolipid biosynthetic process. Gene Ontology annotation, cellular component: inositol phosphoceramide synthase complex. Bases 1 to 1440 code for a protein of 479 amino acids. The record is from RefSeq and is a predicted model, not a curated record. Lineage: Eukaryota; Fungi; Basidiomycota; Tremellomycetes; Tremellales; Cryptococcaceae. Gene Ontology annotation, molecular function: inositol phosphoceramide synthase activity. The transcript has 2 exons.
AUGCCCUCUUCAUUACCCAGAAUGGUCCUCUCCCCGAUCCUUCGACUCCUCCGACUGUCCGUUCCCGUCUCAGGCUCGAUCCCCAACUCUACCACACCCGCAUCGUUCUUGACUCCCAUAUACCUCGCCCUCAUCGCUUCAUUGCAGAGAUUAGACCUCUCUCGGGAUCCUAGGAAAACACUACAUAAGCUAUCCAAACAUAAAUUCACCAUAAUGAAUACUCUCCCUCAAUUAUUCAUGUUGAUCUGUGCCAUCCAUUCAUUAUGGAUAAUGCACUCUUACAUCCUCAAAUUACUCAUCCCACUCGCAUACAUCACAGCAGUGAUCUUACCUAUAACUGGACAAUUCGUUUGGCCAGCCACACCGGUAUUCUGUUGGUUAUUGUUAUUCUUCACUGCACGAUAUAUAUCAUCAGCGUCCCGACCUACCAUCCACGUAGCUCUCUUACCUGCAUUGGAGAGUGUACUGUACGGAGCGAAUAUAUCGGAUCUACAAACGAGAUAUACCAAUCCCAUAUUAGAUGUAAUCGCCUGGUUACCCUAUGGAGUCAUUCAUUUCUCAAUACCUUUCGUGGUAGCGUUGAUUUUAUGGAUGUUCGGUCCAAGAGGUGCUGUUCAGUUUUGGGGAUUGGCUUUUGGUUGGAUGAAUUUGUUGGGUGUUUUUACUCAGUUGGUAUUUCCCGCUGCUGCGCCAUGGUACGAGAUCAUCCACGGCCUCACACCCGCCGACUACUCCAUGCCCGGUUCACCAGGUGGUCUACUUCGUAUCGAUCGAGUCUUCCAUUCAAGUGGAUAUACCAAUACGUUUGGGAACGCUCCACUUGUAUUCGGUGCGGUCCCUUCCCUCCACUCAGGAUGUGCAGUGAUGGAAGCCCUUUUCCUAUCGCACUUCUUCCCAAGAUUCAAACCUUUCUAUUGGGGAUAUGUAGGUGUAUUAUGGUGGGCGACAAUGUACCUCUCUCAUCAUUAUUUGAUUGACGUAACUGCUGGAGCAUGUUUGAGUAUAUUGGUAUUUUACCUUACCAUGCCUCUUGGAUUUAAAGAUGUAGAUCAAAUCAAUUGGACAAGUAACGAAAGUGUACAAGGGUAUGAGAUGAUCAAUCAAGGUGGACCUCAAAGAGUGAAAGAGGAAUUGGACCUAGAUGAGGAAAUUAGAAAAUUAGAAGAAUCAAUUGAUAUGGAUGAAGAUGAUAUAGCGAGAAAUGACGAAGAAUCCAAAGUACGUGGGAUAGAAAAUGAUACUGUAUUCCCAGGUAAAUUAACAGAGGAACCCGCUGCAAGUGGAAGUGGAGGUGGAACGAAGGAUACUGCGGGUCAAGAGAAACCGAAGAUCAAAAAGAAACGAUCGGUCAGCUGGGGAGAGACAAAAGUACUGGGUGAAUCUGCAGGUGGGGAUAUAAGUGAUCAAUUAGGAGAGAACGCCAAGAAAGAGACGGGCUGA